This is a messenger RNA of Temnothorax curvispinosus, 548 nucleotides long. RefSeq lists its product as uncharacterized. The transcript has 3 exons. The coding region runs from base 1 to 390 and encodes 129 amino acids. The record is from RefSeq and is a predicted model, not a curated record. NCBI's taxonomy places the organism in Eukaryota, Metazoa, Arthropoda, Insecta, Hymenoptera, Formicidae.
AUGGUCGAUUGCAAGCUCGAGGACCCGAGCGUCACGUUCUACUCGGACUCCGGGAUCGUCGUGGGACUCACGCCUCUGCGUUUCGGACCGUCGUCGGGACUUCAGCUGUGCACCGCUGGACUCGUCGCCCCUGCUGGAUCAGCACGCCUCUGGACUGCCUCAGGAUCGCCGUUCGUCGGAGAUUUAGGAACGCCAACAGAUACAUGGAUCGAAAAGGUAACCGCACUCGGUUCGUCGAAAAGAAUUACGCUCCGCUACUCGUGUACGAUGUCGCGUUGUCAAAAGCGCGUGUUCAUUUCGGAAUUUCGUGGUAUAAACGUUUAUUACGCGCCGUGUACUACGCGGGAUCGCUCUUCGGUGCUCGGCUCAAUGUCUCGUUCGCGCGGCUAAGUUCUUUUCCGCGCCCGUCUGUUCUCUCUCAAACUCUCCCGUGGCUGUAGAAGACCUCCGUACCGUGCCAACGCUCCCGAAGAACUCCUCGUCCACCCCGGUGCUGGGCUGCCCCGCCGCUGUGUCGCUUCCCCACUCCCAGCGCCAGUCGAGAACGA